Molecule: messenger RNA, 3002 nt
Organism: Coffea eugenioides
Lineage: Eukaryota; Viridiplantae; Streptophyta; Magnoliopsida; Gentianales; Rubiaceae
Product: THO complex subunit 4A
Exons: 5
Coding region: 125-880 (251 amino acids)
Biological process (GO): mRNA export from nucleus
Cellular component (GO): nucleus
Molecular function (GO): mRNA binding
Source: RefSeq, a predicted model, not a curated record
AGAGCUGUGCAUCUUUUGAGCCCCAUCCCCCACCCCGGCCCUUUUCCUCUCUCUCUUCGACCCCAUAUUUCCCACGGCGUCUCUAUCUCUCUCCCUCUCGUCUCCGUCCUAGGGUAUAUUGAAGAUGUCAGGCGCUGCACUUGACAUGACACUUGACGAUCUAAUCAAGCAGAAUAAAAAACCUAGUGGUGGAGGUGGCGGCCGCGGCCGCGGCCGUGGCUCCGGUCCCGGUCCCUCCCGUCGAUUCAAUAACCGUGCCGCCAAUCGAACCACUCCUUACGGCGCUCCUAAGGCGCCUGACUCGGUGUGGACGCACGACAUGUUUUCUUCGGAUCAGGCUAUGGCCUAUGCCAGCCAACUCGGCGUCGGCGGCGGCGGCCGAGCGUCUGCGAUUGAGACUGGAACCAAGCUGUAUAUUUCCAAUCUAGAUUACGGUGUCUCUAAUGAGGAUAUCAAGGAACUGUUUUCUGAGGUUGGUGACUUGAAAAGAUCUACAAUACAUUAUGACAGGAGUGGUAGAUCAAAGGGAACAGCAGAAAUAGUCUUCUCUCGUCGGCAAGAUGCAGCAGCAGCUGUCAAGAGAUACAAUGGUGUUCAGCUUGAUGGUAAACCAAUGCAAAUAGAGAUCGUUGGAACAAAUAUUGUGACUCCUGCUGCUGGACCUCAAUUUCCAGGUGGUGCUUUUGGUGACUCAAAUGGAAUCCCUAGAAGUGGACAAGGCAGGGGUGGCUCCUUUGGAAGGCCACGAGGUGGAGGGGGACGUGGUCGUGGAUUUGGGAGAGGUCGUGGACGAGGAAGAGGUCGUGGUGAGAAGAUAUCUGCAGAAGCUCUUGAUGCUGAGUUAGAGAAUUAUCAUAAAGAAUCAAUGGAAGACAAUUAAGCAAAGGGAUGUCUUCUAAUUCCUUUUUGCCAUAAACCUAUUGUGGCCUUUGUGUACUAGUAGCCUUUUUUCUAGAGUGACAAGAAAGUAACUUGUAGGGAGAUAGAACCCUUGGUUUGGGAGCUUGGCUUUUUAAUUGUUCGUCCUCUCAUUUGGAUAUGUUACUUGGGAUGGAGAUAUAUGUGUUGCGAACCUUUUGUUUUUCCAUACUCAAAACUGGUUACAUAUUCAAGUAGUGGGGGAUCAGGUGGCACUUGAACUUUAUUUUCACAUCAAGACAAGCAUUGCCUGGAAACAGAGGAGGGAAGUUCAGGCACUCUGAAGCCCUAUCUUUGAAAUGCUAGGAUUGCUUUUGGAGUCAUACAUUGUCGGUUAGCAACUUCAAGGUAGUUUCCUAAUUCUGUUUUUCUUCGAUUAUGUUUUGAGUUUUUAUUUAUUUAUUUGAGAUUCUGUCCUUAGUUUCCUGGGGAUGUUUUCUUAUAGAAUGUCUGAGCAGUCUGCAUGUUCCAUGUCAUGGUCCCUUGAUUAUUGCAGCACAAUCAUGUCUGUCUGAUUAUUUGUUAGGUAGUUUGACUUGGCUAUGCUUAUCAGUUAAUGAAAAUUUCUGAUUAAGGACCUCUUGGUAUGGGGAACAUGAAAGCUGAAAGCAGUUUUGCUCAAAUAUUUGGCAAAUUUUUGGGCAAUAUACUAUGAUCCUGAUGCUCAAGCGUGGCAAGUUUAAUUAACAUCAGAAACUCAAACCGGUUCUUGGAUUUUUUUUUUUGCAAAAUUAUGACAGAAGUUGGCAGUUUGGCUAACUUUGGUUACAUUUGAAUAUUCCUAGAUUUUUUGACUGGCAGAUAUGUAAGAGUGUGGACUGUAGAUUUCCCUUUCUAUGAAAAAGAUUUGUCAUUGUGGCAUACUUCCUUUGAGCUCAACGUACUGUAUUUUACUUAUGCUAUAUCUGGUUUAGCAGCUCAAUGUAAUGCUGAUUGUUGGAACUGAUGUGGGAGGGCCUCAUUUUUUUUUGUUUGAUCGAGGAAAAGAUCACAUUGGAAUCAUUGGUCAAUAUUCUGAAGUGUUGUUUGAGUUUGCUAAGGCCUUUGGUUCCCUUAUUUGCUGGAGGUGGUUUAGAUAACAUGGUAGAAUUCCUUUAUCUUUCCAGUGGUAUUCAAUAUAGCAUAUUCUGGUUGAUCUGAAGGUAUUAUAGCAGAAUAAUGAUCUUCUGGGGCUAUUUGGUUUAGGAACUGCUUCAAUCAAUUCUUCUCUAGUUGUAGUGCUCUGCUGGAUUGUUAGCAUGCAUGAAUUUGUGAUGCUGGCACAUGGUACAGUAUGGCAGUUGAGGUGUCACAGAAGAUUCUAACUUGGAUGACAAUGUAACUUGGAUGAUAAAUUUGGUUUUGGACUUGAAUUACUCAUUUAAAAUCUAAUAGAAGUUCUGGAUUUGGCUCAACAACUAUUGGCAGCUGGGUGACAGCUCUAGUGAGAUUUACUGAUUAGUUUUUCUUGCGUUGGCCUCCUGAAUGGAUCCGUUCUCUGCAUAACGGGUGUUUUUGUGUUAUUUCUCUUGAUGCAAAGCUAUCCUGCAAAAACUGAAUGCCACAGAAUUUUAGUGAAGACUAAAUAAAAUGUUGAUCAGAGAAGAUAAACUGUGCUUGGUAUUGGGCUGUUUGUGCUUUGGGUCGCAUGAAAAAGAGAGAGGGAUGUCUCCUGCAGUUUCCUCCUUAUGUAGCUUGUACACGGUGAGAAUAAGGAAGAUGUUUUUGUGCAGGAUAAAGGUCCUAUUUUUGAGCUCGGGGUGAUGUAAAUAUUGCCGCCUUCUUACUUUUUUCGUGGAGCUUAUUGUGUGGUUUGACUUCUUCUAUGGUAUUUUCUUGCGAGGAACCUACAUGUCUGCACGUAGGUAUUGCAUAUCUAAUGGAUCUGAAACGAAAAUUGCACGCUAUAGCUGCCAGUGCAGGAAAACCUGACCUCUUGGUAUUCUGUUUCUGGAGAUGUAAAUAAGUAGUUAUGCAUCUUUUGCCAGAGUUUAACCUGUAUCUUCUAUAGAUGAAAUAAAUCUAGUGUUUUAGGUAUGGUGCACCGCAGUGCAAAAUAUUAUCUGCUAUGGGAAUUUAAUUUAUAUAGCUCACUUUUAUGAGAA